GCAGAUGCAGGAGAGAUAAAAAAGGAGAGAUCCAUCAAGACAGUUCGGCAGAGACGGAAGGAGGCGGCCAGUAAGCAUGGGGAGGGGCUUGAGCCAGACUGGGAGGGGCCUCGGAGUUCAGUGUCCUCCCACUCCAGCGGUGACGAGGGGGAGGAGUCUGUGGUCACAUGCCCCACCCCUCUGUCAGCUCUGCAUGAGAUGUCCCCGGGUCAGGCCACCACUCUGAACUUCAGGGACACUCCCGAGGGGGAGGGGGACCCCAAGGGGGGCAACACAUGCAAUGCACUCUCAGGUGGGUCUGGGCACACACACAGACACACAGACACACACACAGACACACAGACAGACACACAGACACACAGACACACACACAGCCUGGGCUCCCGAGUGGCGCAGCGGUCUAAGGCACUGCAUCUCAGUGCUUGAGGUGUCACUACAGACCCCCUGGUUCGAUUCCAGGCUGUAUCACAACCGGCCGUGAUUGGGAGUCCCAUAGGGUGGUGCACAAUUGGCCCAGCGUCGUCCGGGUUUGGCCGGUGUACGCCGUCAUUGUAAAGAAUCAUUUGUUCUUAACUGACUUGCCUAGUUAAAUAAAGGUUAAAUAGAAAAAAUGUAAACACACAGACAAUAUAAAACAAUAGAAUAUGACUUCAUACCCUAUUCUUCACCUCUCUCCCCUCUCUUCUUCACAAACAGGAGCAUUUUCGGGGGUCUCAAACAUCUUCAGUUUCUGGGGGGAGAGUCGGGGCAGUCGUGAGUACCAGGAGCUGCCACGCUGCAGCCUGCCUUCCCCUCCCCCCCUCAACACACACAUCAACAGCAUCAGCCGCAGGCAGCGCACCGAGCUGGAAAACAGACUUGACCUGUUGCAGCAACAACUCAACAGGUACAGAGACAUGCAGGUACAGAGACAUGCAGGGACAGAGACAUGCAGGGACAGAGACAUGCAGGGACAGAGACAUGCAGGGACAGAGACAUGCAGAGACAGACUGAGACAUGCAGAGACAGACUGAGACAUGCAGAGACAUGCAGGGACAGACUGAGACAUGCAGAGACAUGCAGGGACAGACUGAGACAUGCAGAGACAGACUGAGACAUGCAGAGACAGGCAGGG
Coregonus sp. 'balchen' is the source of this 1114-nucleotide messenger RNA. The record is from the annotation of a GenBank genome assembly. NCBI's taxonomy places the organism in Eukaryota, Metazoa, Chordata, Actinopteri, Salmoniformes, Salmonidae.